This is a messenger RNA of Neogale vison (American mink), 1810 nucleotides long. It is a transcript of the gene KCTD2, whose product is annotated as potassium channel tetramerization domain containing 2. Gene Ontology annotation, molecular function: cullin family protein binding. Gene Ontology annotation, cellular component: Cul3-RING ubiquitin ligase complex; cytoplasm. Gene Ontology annotation, biological process: proteasome-mediated ubiquitin-dependent protein catabolic process; protein homooligomerization. The transcript is spliced from 6 exons. Lineage: Eukaryota; Metazoa; Chordata; Mammalia; Carnivora; Mustelidae. The record is from RefSeq and is a predicted model, not a curated record. Bases 1 to 792 code for a protein of 263 amino acids.
AUGGCGGAGCUGCAGCUGGACCCGGCGAUGGCUGGGCUGGGAGGGGGUGGCGGGAGCGGGCUGGGCGAUGGGGGCGGCCCGGGCCGCGGACCCCCCAGCCCUCGCCCCGUCGGCCCCACGCCCCGGGGGCACGGCCGCCCACCCGCCGCUGCCGCGCCUCCGCUGGAGCCGGGUCCCGGACCGCCAGAGCGGGCAGGGGGCGGCGGCGCGGCCCGCUGGGUCCGACUGAACGUGGGCGGCACUUACUUCGUGACCACCAGACAGACCCUAGGCCGGGAGCCCAAGUCUUUCCUGUGUCGCCUCUGCUGCCAGGAGGACCCGGAGCUGGACUCGGACAAGGAUGAGACAGGGGCCUAUCUGAUUGACAGAGAUCCCACCUACUUUGGUCCUAUCCUAAACUACCUCCGCCAUGGGAAACUCAUCAUUACGAAGGAGCUGGCAGAAGAAGGUGUUCUGGAAGAAGCGGAGUUUUACAACAUUGCAUCUCUUGUGCGGCUGGUUAAGGAACGGAUACGGGACAAUGAGAACAGAACUUCUCAGGGCCCCGUGAAGCACGUGUACAGAGUCCUGCAGUGCCAGGAGGAGGAGCUUACGCAGAUGGUCUCCACUAUGUCCGAUGGGUGGAAAUUUGAACAGCUGAUCAGCAUCGGCUCUUCCUAUAACUACGGAAAUGAGGAUCAGGCAGAAUUCCUCUGUGUCGUCUCUAGAGAACUAAAUAAUUCUACCAAUGGCAUUGUCAUAGAGCCCAGUGAAAAGGCAAAGAUUCUUCAGGAGAGAGGAUCUCGGAUGUAAACUCCAGAUCCUUGACCAUCAGGAGAGCAACCCGGCAGAGCACCUCGUGACGUUCAACCUUGCUCCUGUACAGUAACCAACCGAGCUGCUGCAAAGCAAAGCUGAGCCUGGCCCCCCAGUGGAGAAGUGUUCGGGUCAAAACCAAAGGAACCCCUGCCCCCUCCCACAGGAACCUGAAGACAGACGCGACUCCGGCUGCAGAAUACCUUUUCAGAAACCUGCUUUUGUUUUCUUAGCCAGUGUCGUGACGAGUCUGAUAACCGCAGCUGGGCCACGUUCCCAGUUGGAGCCCUUAUGGGCACCUGGGGGAAGGGAAGAGGAAGGCCUGGCUCCUUGUACAUGCCCGUACUGCAGGGAAGCCGCGGCAAAUGGAGGAGGAUGGUCCGUGAGCUGUGCCAUGUUUUCGCCCGAGUGCCGCGUUGGAAGCCGCUUUGUAACACUAUCUUUCCCUCCUUCUCUGCACCCCAGACUAAUGCAGCAGAUGCCAAGGACUGUAGCUUCAGUCUGUCAAGUUGAAUUUAGGUUUUGGAUAAAGGAUGGCGUUGCCAGAAUAACCCCUCCCCCCGUUCCUGUGAACAGAACCCCUUUGAGGAAGCAGGUGAUGGGGUGUCCUUGGUUAUGGGCGGAGGUCGGGGAUCGCUGCCCUGGGUUCGGGGCGCUUAGCCGCCACCAUGUCCAUCCCUGCCUCAUUUGCCUCUAGCAGCCCGGACUCUCCAGUAGCUUGCUUUCUUCCCGAGAGGAGGUCUGAGGCAGGUGGCGUCUCGCACUGUGUUGCACAGACAGGUGGGAGCGUCAGGUAGCUGGUCUGUAGCCUUCGCUCACCCUCCGUUGGCCCGUCUUCCUUCUCUGACUUCUGAAACUGGACCGAAGAUAAAGGGGACUUGGGAUCCUCUGAUGGCUUGGGAUGGGGACAGCAUUUCUUUGAAAGUUGCCAAAUGUGUUACAUUAUAGUAUCCAAAAGUGUUAUUUCUUCUGUGAUUGUCUCUUGGAAAUGCCUUGACUGAACAUUUAGUAUUUA